AUGGAGGUUAUCUGGGCAUCUCUGGCAGCGCUUCGAGCGCACUUAGCUUUCAUGACCGGAUCAGACCCACUCCUUCCGGGUGAUCUCGACAGCUACGCGGAGGAGCUGCAAGAGAAGGAACAGCUGCUCCGCCAGAUUGCCAACGCGCAGGUCGGACCAGCGAGGCCACCACCUCCCGGUCCGGCCAGCACCUUCGACCGCUGCGCCUUGCCCAGCGUGAGCCAGCACCUCUUGGAUUACGAGGCCGUCCCUUACGAGGCAGCCAAGGCCCUCCGAGCCUUAGCCUCCCUUGCCUACAGUGAGCCCGUGGAGGUGGCGAAGGGGAGCUGCAUAGAGCAGCUGCUGCGAAUUCUUCGCCUCCAUCGUGAUUCUCUCGAGAUCCUGGCCUUGCGCUGCCUUUGUCACAUCUGCUUCUCCGCCGAAGCGGUCCGUUUCCUGCCAAUUCAGGUCCUGCCGGCUUUGCUUGAGACAGAGAAGGAGGAAGGCUCGAAGCUCGCUUUCGAGGCUAUGGCCCGGAUCCUGGUGGCCGAGGCCAGGGAGCGGCCAAGGCUCUCGCCGGAGCUCUUCCGAGCGCAGUUUCAGAGAGACGAAAGAGACAAGCAGCGUGCGAAGUCCUUCAAAGAGAUGCUCUUUCAGAGCGUUCAGGGCGAGCUCGUGCCGGCGACGUUCCUGGCCGAGCAGUUUCUCGCCGCGGCACCGGUUUCCAUGAGAAAGGACACGGAAGAAGUCACGGCGGCGGGUUGGCUCUGGAUGCUCGCAGAGUUGCUUGAUACGAAGGGAAACAAAGAGCUGUCUGAAGCUCUGGUGUGUCAGAGCUUGGUCAAAGGCAUCACUACUGCAACAACUGCUCUCAUGGACAUGCACACAACUUCGCUCAAUGUGCAGUGUCAGGGCAUCGCUGCACUGGCAGCCUUGGCCCGGAAGAGAAGUGGCCCGAUGGCCAUAGCAGAGGUGAGCGGCGUGAGGCGGGUUGAGAAAGCGCUGCGUGCACUUGGAGACGAUGCAUCACUUAGCUGCAGCUCCAUCUCGUUCUUGGUUUCAGUGCUGGACUGGCCACUACCAGCUCAGAAGCUGUGCGAAUUAGACUUUGCUCGCAUCGUGCUUCUGAUCAAGCAAGCCAUGCAGCGUCACUUGGAUGCCGUUCCUCUUCAGGUGGUGGCACUCUCCGGCUUGGCCAGGUUACUGGAGGUCCUGGCUUGCAAAGAGGAUGUCAUGGCUGGUGGCGCUGAGGGCCUGGUGAAAGCAGUGAUGGCUCGGCACAAAGACCAAGAGCAGGUCUGGACCUGGGGACGCAUCGUGUUGGACAAUCUCGGUGCAGAUCGACACUGGACCUACCGCCAAUGA
Messenger RNA from Symbiodinium necroappetens, 1344 nucleotides. NCBI's taxonomy places the organism in Eukaryota, Dinophyceae, Suessiales, Symbiodiniaceae. The record is from the annotation of a GenBank genome assembly.